UGGGUCCUGUCUCUUCCCUCUGCUUCAGCCUCCAUCGUCUCUUCACACGCAAAAGCCAAUUCAACUAACAAGAAGAGCUUCUCUCUCCUAGGGUUUUGUCAUUUCCGAGCAUUGAAACACUAAAACAUUGGCCCAAAAUAAGCAGCCUACACUUAUUCAUCUUCGAAAAAUGCGAUCGUUUCCUCAGCCGGGUUCAGUCACCGUCUGCGAAAUUAACAGGAAUUUGAUUACCGCCCUGAACCUUUCUGAUGAUGGAGCGAAGGACGCAUAUGGAAAACAACUUGGAAUGGUAUUCAGUCCGGUUCCUUUUCAGUGGGAUCAACUGUUGGCGCUGAGUCCUGAGCAUGGAGCAGAGCAACCGCCGCAAGUAACCGGGGAGAGUGUUGCUCCAAGGAGAAAGGAUUUAUCAACAGCAUUGCAGCGGAUCGUGAAUGAUUCACUCAAACGGUUCUUUCAUCCCAAUGAUGUAAACUGUUUACCAGAGGUCGAUCUUCAAGGAGUAAGUUGGCACCGACAUAAGCAUAUUUUAGCAUUUAUCUCUGGGCCAAAUCAAGUUAUAGUUCGAGAUUAUGAGGAUUCAGAAGGGAAGGAGCCAUGCAUUCUAACCCAUGAGUCACAAAGAGAUGUUAAACUUAUUGAGUGGAGGCCUAAUGGCGGGAAGACACUUUCUGUAGCAUGCAAGGGUGGUAUUUGUAUGUGGGCUGCUUCUUAUCCUGGCAAUGCUGCAAUUGCAAGAUCUGGGGUUGCCCCUUUCUUCGGAACUGUUGCUAGAGGCUCUGGAAUUCGGUGGACUGUGGUAGAUUUCCUACAAAGUCAAAAUGAUGAACAAAUUAGUGCACUAUCAUGGAGUCCUAAUGGAAGAUAUUUGGCAUCUGCUUCAUAUGAAAGCUCGUCAUUCACCAUAUGGGAUGUUGCUAAAGGGCUAGGGACACCCAUUCGACGGGGAUUAGGAGGCAUAUCAAUACUGAAGUGGUCACCUACUGGAGAUUAUUUUUUAUCUGCCAAAUUUGAUGGAACAUUUUAUCUUUGGGAGACAAACACAUGGACAUCAGAACCAUGGUCUUCAACUAGUGGUUUUGUCACGGGAGCAACAUGGGAUCCUGAUGGGCAUAUGGUACUGAUUGCUUUCUCAAAAUCCUCAACAUUGGGUUCUGUUCACUUUGCAUCAAAGCCUCCAUCAUUGGAUGCACACCUGUUACCAGUUGAUUUGCCAGAGAUAAUGUCUUUGACAGGCAGUCAAGGCAUUGAGAAGAUAGCUUGGGAUGCUACAGGAGAGCGACUGGCUUUGUCAUAUAAAGGUGGGGAUGAAUUAUACAAGGGUCUCAUUGCCAUAUAUGAUGUUAGAAGGAAUCCUCUGAUUUCUGCAUCAUUAAUUGGGUUUAUUAGGGGGCCUGGCGAAAAUCCGAAACCUUUAGCAUUUUCAUUUCAUGACAAGUUCAAGCAAGGUCCAUUGCUUUCUGUGUGUUGGAGCAGUGGCUUUUGCUGCACCUACCCUCUCAUUUUCCGCUCUCAUGCUCUUUCAUAAUCAAGUUUUUUUGCUGGAGGCUUUUCUUGGAUUUCUGCAACUAAUAGGCCUUUUUGGGUAUUGGUGGAGAGGGCAGAUGGAGUUCCUGAAUGAGUGCCUCCCAAAACACCUACCAAAUUUUCUGUCUCACCCUCAUUCUGCAUAUUAAUAUGUUGGCCCUUUUUUUUUCAGGGAGUAGGCAAGGAAGAAUAGCUCAUGUUGCCUAACAGAAAUGCAGAAUCCUGAGAAUAUUGAUUUUUGAGCUGUUAUGAUUCAUAUUUUAAAAUCCUCCAAUGCAGACUAGGCUGGAGCACCUCUUUUCACAUUUUAUGUAAUUUACGUUUGUUGUGUGACAUGGUCUAUUUCCAAACAGGAAUCACAGUUUAGUGUCAGGGUAAAUGAGAUUUAGGUGGUGUUUGUUUUUUUACUUAAUUCUAAAUAGAACCUUAAUGUUUAA
Messenger RNA from Vitis riparia (riverbank grape), 1961 nucleotides. RefSeq names its product aladin. The record is from RefSeq and is a predicted model, not a curated record. The transcript is spliced from 15 exons. Gene Ontology annotation, cellular component: nuclear pore. Gene Ontology annotation, molecular function: protein binding. NCBI's taxonomy places the organism in Eukaryota, Viridiplantae, Streptophyta, Magnoliopsida, Vitales, Vitaceae. Gene Ontology annotation, biological process: nucleocytoplasmic transport. The coding region runs from base 170 to 1525 and encodes 451 amino acids.